AUGACCAGCUCUCUAGCAAUCUCGCUAAGUCUUCGAACCCUCCAGCUAGCAUGCACCAUCAUAAACUUCGCUGUUAGCAUCGCCAUAUCGAUCAAGGCUCCACAGGUGCCGGCAAAAGUCUCGGGCGUGGUGGCCAUUUCGUGCAUUUCUCUAGUGUACCUCGCAUUGGUGUUGAUUCCUCCUUGGCUCAAGUACGUGCCCACCAUGGUUAUUGUCGUUGGUGAAGUCGUGCUACUUGCAUUGUGGAUCCUAGCAUUUGUGUACAUGACCCAGGAGUUCGUGACAUUUGGGGGAUGUCCUGCAUUCCAAGGUGCCUCAAGUGAUAUUCGACCAUCGUUGUGCAGCAUGGGGAGUACGUUGACGGCGUUCACCUUUUUCAGCUGGUUGAUAGCAGUGGUCACCGUGGGGUUUAUAAUUACAUAUACACUCAUCCCUGUGGGUCUGAAAGUUGGUUCCGACCAUUUAUUUGGAAAUAAGAGCAACGACUUCACUGUGGGUGCAUUAUAC
Molecule: messenger RNA, 507 nt
Organism: Suhomyces tanzawaensis NRRL Y-17324
Lineage: Eukaryota; Fungi; Ascomycota; Pichiomycetes; Serinales; Debaryomycetaceae
Exons: 1
Cellular component (GO): membrane
Source: RefSeq, a predicted model, not a curated record